UUUUGCAACUCAUAAAAGGUAAAUGGAUCAAUUUAGGCAAAUUGGUGAAGUAGUUGGGAGUUUGAAGGCUCUUAUGGUGUUGAAAAAUGAUAUCCAAAUCAAUCAAAGGCAAUGUUGUUUUCUAUUUGAUAUGUUUGUUCAUUCUUUUGAUACAAUUUCUGAAGAAAUCAAACAUAAUUUAAGGUUAAAUGAGAGUAAUAUAAAGUGGAAAGCUCUUGAGCUGCCUAUGAAAGAGCUUCAUAGGAUCUUUAAAGAAGGCGAAUCCUACGUAAAAUAUUGUUUGGAUGUUAAAGAUUUGUGGGGGAAAGCCAUAAGUCUCCAUAUGAACAGAGAUUGUGUUGAGUUUCAUAUUCAUAACUUGCUGUGUUGCUUCCCUGUUGUUAUUGAAGCUAUUGAGGCUGCUGCAGAAAUCUCGGGGUUCGAUGAGGAGGAAAUGCAUCAGAGGAGAACCGCGUUAAUGAGGAAAUACGACAGGGAAUUGAUUGAUCCGAGGUUUUUCCAGUGGAUGUCUGGGAAGCAGUAUUUGGUAACUCGCGAAAUAUGUAGCCGGUUGGAGUGUUGUUGGAAAGAGGAUAGAUGGUUGCUUAUCGAUGUGAUAAGGCAAAAGAAAACAGAAACUUUGUUGAAGUAUGAACAAAGGCUUGGAGACUUAUUGUUAAGGAAAUUAGAUGGUGUUGAACCAAUUAACAAGAUAUUGUUGCCUAGUUCAAUCUUAGUCGGAUCAAACGAUUAUCAUGUAAAGAGACGUUUAGGGUCGUGGGGCGGACAUGUUAAGGAGAUACAGUGGUUAGGAGAGAGUUUUGCUCUGAGGAACUUUUUCGGAGAGGUUGAACCGUUACAUGAUGAGAUUUCUUUGGUGUUUUCUUUAUCCCAUUCCAACAUUCUGCAAUAUCACUGUGGUUUUUAUGAUGAAGAGAGGAAAGAAGGGUACCUUGUUAUGGAGCUGAUGAAUGAUACUCUUGCGACAUACAUAAAAGAUCAUUCUGGUCAGAGGAAGAGACCGCCUUUUUCAACGUCUGCUGCAGUUGAUAUUAUGCUUCAGAUUGCAAAAGGGAUGGAGUAUCUACAUUCGAGAAAGAUUUAUCACGGAGAAUUGAACCCGUCUCAUGUACUUCUUAGAGCAAGGAAUUCCUCAGCAGAGAGCUAUUUUCACGCGAAACUCAAAGGCUUCGGCUUAACUUCAAUCAAAAGUACUUAUAAGACUGCCAGCCACAAUGCAGCUGAUUCCGUUAUAUGGUUUGCCCCGGAAGUUCUUGCUGAACAAGAAAAACCAGGAAGCAAGUGUGCCUACAAGUACACAGAGAAAGCUGAUGUCUAUAGCUUCGGAAUGAUUUGUUUCCAAAUUUUGACAGGGAAAGUUCCGUUUGACGAAGGACAUUUGCAAGGGGAGAAAGUCGUGCGGAAUAUCAGAGCAGGGGAGAGGCCUCUCUUCCCAUAUCCUUCACCUAAAUACCUUGUGAACUUAACAAGAAGAUGUUGGCAUGCCAAUCCAAAUCUUCGUCCACGUUUCUCGUCUCUAUGCAGGAUUUUACGUUACAUCAAGAAGGUCCUUGUCAUAAAUCCAGAACAUGGCCAGCCUGAAACUGCCCCUCCACUUGUAGACUACUGUGAUAUUGAGGCUAGCUACUCGAAGAAGUUUGCUGAAGAGGAGAGCACGAGUUUGACCCCGGUAUCACAGAUUCCUUUUCAAAUGUUUGCUUACCGGCUCAUUGAGAAAGAGAAGAUUUUUGGAAAGAACUGGGAUCCAUCAAAUGAUGGUUUUUCAGUCCAUAGGAGAGCAUCAUUGCUGAGUGAUGACGGGCAAUUGUCUGCGAUGGAUGAUCUCUUUCUUGCACCGAGUGAUGGAAGGUCAGUUUGCUCUGAGAUAAUUGACAGGAAAGAUUCAAGAUUGUUUGAUCAGAGGUCAGCUAUCUCCGAGAUACCACAUAGAAGGCUUCUCUUAUUCGAUCAAACAUCAGUUGGUUCUGAGAGUCCGGAGAGGAGAUUCUCGUCUGUGGCAACAGCAGAUGAAACACUUUUCUUUGCUGAUAGUCCGGACAGGAAAGGAGCAGUAUCAUCACCAAUAGUUAAUAGGUCACCACGCAUUGACACACUAGAGAAAAAGAUCAUUUCAUCGAUUAGCAAGAACCAAAGACUCAAAUUUUUAGCCAACCAAGAGAAGGCAAUGUCUCCAAAAGCAGCUGAUGAAAAACCUUCAUCAAGCAUAGCUACUGCACAAAAUUUAGCAUCUCCACCGACUUCAGAGGAGAUGAAACCAGCUGAACAAAAUUUAGUAUCUCCACGGACUACAGAGACGAAGAAAUCAGCUGAGCCAAAUUUAGUAUCUCCACGGACUACAGAGACGAAGAAAUCAGCUGAGCCAAAUUUAGUAUCUCCACGGACUACAGAGACGAAGAAAUCAGCUGAGCCAAAUUUAGUAUCUCCACGGACUACAGAGACGAAGAAAUCAGCUGAGCCAAAUUUAGUAUCUCCACGGACUACAGAGACGAAGAAAUCAGCUGAGCCAAAUUUAGUAUCUCCACGGACUACAGAGACGAAGAAAUCAGCUGAGCCAAAUUUAGUAUCUCCACGGACUACAGAGACGAAGAAAUCAGCUGAGCCAAAUUUAGUAUCUCCACGGACUACAGAGACGAAGAAAUCAGCUGAGCCAAAUUUAGUAUCUCCACGGACUACAGAGACGAAGAAAUCAGCUGAGCCAAAUUUAGUAUCUCCACGGACUACAGAGACGAAGAAAUCAGCUGAGCCAAAUUUAGUAUCUCCACGGACUACAGAGACGAAGAAAUCAGCUGAGCCAAAUUUAGUAUCUCCACGGACUACAGAGACGAAGAAAUCAGCUGAGCCAAAUUUAGUAUCUCCACGGACUACAGAGACGAAGAAAUCAGCUGAGCAAAAUGUGGUAUCUCCUCCGAUUUCAGAGAAGAAAAAUUUAUCUUAUGAUCAGAAACCGACUAGUUCUGAGACUCAAGAAAAGAAAAAUGAAUCAGUUGAUCAGAAACUAAUCAGUUCAGAGGCUCAUGAGAAGAAACAUUCAUCUGAUGAUCAGAAAUUACGACGUUCAAAGACUUUAGAUCGGAAAAAGUCAUUAGCUGCCAAUGACAAACCACUUCAUGGCGAGGAGAUGCAAAGGAAAAGUUUGAGAACCAGGAGAAUAAACCAAAAGUUAUUCAACAUUGUAGAUAAGAAAGUUCCUGAUUCUAAUCAAAUUUCAAUGUCAUCCGAGAAUCACGAGAAAACUGCAUCCAAGUCCAUCAACCAAAAGACAGCAGUCAAGAAAGAUUCAUCGCGUAACAAAGUGCAGGACACAAAGACUAGCACUAUACCAGAGAAACUGAUCGACGACUCACCAAGAUCUUCACCAGCUAGAGUUAAUAGAAUACAUUCAUCGCCAAUGUCUUCUCCAACACGAUCCCCAAAGACAUAUUCAAGAUCACCAGCAAUCGUCUCAAAGGGAUACGAAUAUCAAUCCCCAAGUUCAUCACCAUUAAAUCCAUGUUCGCGAUGUUCACGAGUAAACCGAGAGUGCCAAACUUCAGGUAUGAGCCCACAUAUACAGAGGAAAGCUCAUACCUCUCAUUCAGAGAUAGCUUAGCUCUUCAUCUGUCUUCCAAUGCAUGCUUGUACAGUCAAACCUCUCUAUAACAACAUCAUUUUUGUCCCGAUAGUUUUUUGGUUGUUGUUGCAAAAUGCUGUUAUAGGGAACAUAUAAUAUAACUCAAGCAAAAAAGUCGAUUCCAUAGAAAACAUGAUUGUUAUAAAGAGGUCUAACUGUACAACAAUAUUUGCACUUUGGAUCAACGGGGCCUGUUGAAAGAGCACCCGAUAAGACAUGUAGUCCCAGGUUAGAGCUAGAAAAGCUCCCCGGGUUUUCAUGGGGACCUUUGUAACA
This is a messenger RNA of Solanum tuberosum (potato), 3886 nucleotides long. RefSeq lists its product as uncharacterized. Lineage: Eukaryota; Viridiplantae; Streptophyta; Magnoliopsida; Solanales; Solanaceae. The transcript is spliced from 2 exons. Gene Ontology annotation, molecular function: protein serine/threonine kinase activity; ATP binding. Gene Ontology annotation, biological process: protein phosphorylation. The record is from RefSeq and is a predicted model, not a curated record. The coding region runs from base 23 to 3589 and encodes 1188 amino acids.